AUGCCUUCGUCAAGCGAGAAGAAAGAGGACAUUCGCUUCCUCGACGACACCCAAACCAUCCCCUCCGACACCACCAGCUGCGGCCUCCAAGUCAUCGCAGCAGGCCAAUGGCGCUGCGCAACCUCCUCGCUCCAACUCGCCUUCGAACAGAUCCUCGACCCGCCGCUCGCGCCGAGCAUGCACGGCGCGUACCUCAUGCCGCACCCCGAGAAAAUCCAUAAACUGAAUCGCGCAACACGCGAGAAAGACAAGAAGAAAAGACAGGCGAUUCUGCGCGAGAUCUACACGGGCUACAACGCCAGCAGCGACUGGCCCGGUUUUGUGUUCUUGAACGAUCUACUGGAUAUGUACCCGGACUGCAAAGUCAUCCUAAACAAACGGAAAACACCCGAAUCCUGGGCCACCUCCACACAAACCUCCCUAGCCUUCUUCUCCACCCCCCUCUACGCCCUCACAACCCUCCUCCUCCCGCUCCCGAGAGCUCACCACGCCCUCUACACGCACUUCAAAUGCCUCGCCGCCAAACGCUACGGCGUCCCCGCCACGACCGCCGGCAUCUUCAGCAAGGAAUGCUACAACAGACACAACCAAUGGGUGCACGUCACCUGCGCGGCGAGGGGAAAGCAGGUGUUGGAGUGGGAGCCGGAGGAUGGGUGGGAGCCGCUUUGUGAGUUCUUAGGCAGGGAGGUGCCGAAGGGGAGGGAGUUUCCGAGGAUGAAUGAGGGGGAGGAGAUUCGGAAGUUGAAAGGGGUUUUGGUGUGGCAGGGGUUGGUUGCUUGGGGGAGGUUGUUGGGUGGGAUUGUGUUGUUCGUUGGGUUGUUGUGGGUUCUCUUGUUGCGAUUGGGGUGGGCAUGA
Molecule: messenger RNA, 855 nt
Organism: Zasmidium cellare ATCC 36951
Lineage: Eukaryota; Fungi; Ascomycota; Dothideomycetes; Mycosphaerellales; Mycosphaerellaceae
Exons: 2
Coding region: 1-855 (284 amino acids)
Source: RefSeq, a predicted model, not a curated record